UAUAUAAUCUGUUUAAAAGUGGAGUAUCAUUUUAUGGCCAAAAUGGGAAAGCUCACCCCUGAGGAGGAGGCACGCAAUAAGAUGUUGAUGCGCGAACGCGAUCGUGAACGAAAGCGCAUGAAGCGUCUCAACCCCGAGUACCGACGCAUGGAACAGGAACGCGAUCGUGAUAGAAAAAAGGCACGGCGCGCCAACGAGGCCUUUCGACAGUUGGAGAAAUUACGUGAUAAGAUACGUAAAGAGCGCAAAAAGGGUAUCAUCAGCGAAGAGUCGCUGCAGGUCGAAUUUGCGAAUGUACCACCAGUGCCUGUUGAACCGGAGAUUAUCAUUUCGGAUCCGUUGCCCCCCGAUGCCGGCGCUCCCACCCAAAAUAGCAGUCGUCAACGUGUCAACGUUGGGGUGAGCACACCUAGCCAUAAUGCCAGCCAUACGUCGUCAACUAACGGUCUUGCUAACACAACAACCGCAGCGCUUAGUGCAGCGGCGGUGUCAAGUGCCUCAGCGGUGAGUGGUAAUAUACACCAACAGCCACCGGUUACGCGCAUGACGCAACUGAAUAAAGGUCUACUCUAUCCACCACCGAAUUUCGCACACCACCCACUACCAAUAGCUGGUGUAUCGCUAAUGCCACAAUUAUGCCAUCCGAUUUUACAUCAAAACCUAGGCGCUUCAUUGUAUCCCACCAAUGGCAUUAAACAGGAAUACCAUCCGAUCAAACAGGAAUAUAAUGCGGAAACUUCGGCCAGAUCAACGCCUGUUACCGCGAACUCUCAGUUGCCACGCGCCCCGCGACCGACCAACGUGGCUGAAGAUCGUGAUUUAGCAAUAAUUGAACCAGAAAUUAUUUUACACACUUCCACCGAUAUAAUUGCUGCGCCACACCACUUCCAGAAUGCUCAUGCGCACGCCCAUCAUUUGCAUCAACAACAGUGCAGUAUGUUCCAGCACAUGGCGCCGCAGGCACACAUGUCACAGAUGCGCACGCAUGCCCCGCUACCACCGCCACUGCCAGCCACACAUGCGCACCAUCAGCAGCAACAACAAAUGCAACACUAUGCGGCCAACAAAGGCUCUUAGUACCGUAGGCGACAGCAGCAGAAGCGUGGCGUUGCGAAUUUAAGCUAAAAGCAAGCAAAAUCCUUCAAAUGCAAUCGUUUUAUAAACAACUUUUUUACUUGCAAUUAGCCUUAGGAUUAAGUAUUCUUUAUUGUUGUUCAGCAGGCGCUGCCGAUAAAUUGAUAUUUUCAUAUUCACAUAACCUCAAAAUUACAUUAACUCACAUUUCAUUACGAUGAAUUGAAUUCACUAAUUCGCUGAUUCGCAUACACAUUAACCGUUUUCACGAGGGAGAGAAUAUGUUUAAGAAUGAUAUUGUUGAUUUCGAAAAUCGUAUUUAAGGGUAAAGUUUUAAUAUUUUAUGUAUUAAAGAGAAAACGCUUUAGUGCUUAAAACAUUUAAAUGCAAUAUGCGACGCAUCAUUUUACAUAUAAUUUGUUUUAUAACCUUCAAUUGUAAGUUAAAGCUUAGUUUAUAAGUGUUUCAUUAUAAUAAUAUUGUAUCCUAAAAUCCGAAAAAAUCUAUCCAUCGGAUAAAUAUUCUAAAAUUAUCCGAAGAAUUAUUUUGACGAAAAUAAAUAUAAACUCGCCAAAAGUCGAGUUAUCAUUACUAAAAUAAAUCUGAAUUUAAACAAA
Molecule: messenger RNA, 1691 nt
Organism: Bactrocera dorsalis (oriental fruit fly)
Lineage: Eukaryota; Metazoa; Arthropoda; Insecta; Diptera; Tephritidae
Exons: 2
Coding region: 34-1077 (347 amino acids)
Source: RefSeq, a predicted model, not a curated record